AUGGCGUCCAGAAGAUUGUCGAAGUCUGUUUCUGCAGCCAUCAAAGCACACAAUGCUUUUUCAAGACCUCUCCUCCCACGUUAUCGCGCUAUCUCUGCCUGUGCUCAAUUCAGCUCGCGUUCCUCUCCCAAUUCCUUUUUCUCUCGNGGUAGAGAGCUCAGAGACAUAUGUAUUGCGAGAAAUNCUCGGCCAAAUCCAUUUAUUGGAGCUUCUGGAGACGGUAUAACUUCGUUCACUCAAGCCGCUACUCGUGGCCAACUGUUACCUUUCUCUCUCCAGUUCCCUUCUAUGCGCCGCUUCUCUGACAAAUCAGAUCAGAGUAAUGAUGAAAAGGACGCACUUGAAACGUAUGGAAAUGAUAUAACAGAGAUGGCUAAACAAGGAAAACUCCCACCUCUCAUUGGACGUGAUGAUGAAAUAAACCGUUGCAUCCAAAUACUAUGUAGGAUGACAAAAAGCAAUCCUGUUAUCAUUGGUGAACCCGGUGUUGGCAAAACCGCUAUUGCAGAAGGGUUAGCCCAGCGAAUUGUAAAAGGAGAUGUCCCUCAACCACUCUUGAACCAUAAGAUUAUAUCUCUUGACAUGGGUGCACUAAUUGCUGGUACACAAUAUCGAGGAGAAUUUGAGGAAAGGUUGAAAGCAAUACUGAAGGAAGUAACUGCUUCUAAUGGAAAGACAAUCUUGUUCAUUGAUGAGAUCCACACUCUUGUUGGUGCAGGAGCUUGUGAAGGUGAUUCAAUGGAUGUGAGCAACCUAUUGAAACCAAUGCUUGGAAGAGGUGAACUGAGAUGCAUUGGUGCAACAACGCUGACCGAAUACCGCAAGUACAUGGAGAAAGAUCCAGCUCUUGAACGUAGGUUUCAAAAAGUGUUCUGUAAUCAGCCAUCUGUUGAAGAUACUAUAUCGAUUCUUCGUGGGUUAAGAAAGAGGUACGAGUUACACCAUGGUGUUAAGAUAUCAGAUGGUUCCCUUGUUUCAGCAGCAGUUAUGGCAGACCGCUAUAUAACUGAACGCUUUCUACCUGACAAAGCUAUUGAUCUUGUUGAUGAAGCUGCCUCAAAGUUGAGGGUUUCGACCACUUCGAAACCAACUGAACUCGAUGAAAUAAACAAAGCUGUGAUCAAACUGGAGAUGGAGAAGUAUUCUUUGAAAAGGGAUAAUGCUAAUGCUUCUAAAGAACUUCUUGAGAAAAUGAACAAUGAUUUGACCAAGCUCAAGGAUAAACAGAGAGAACUCAGCAAGCAAAAGGAGGAAGAAGAGUCUCUCAUUACUAAAUUACGUUCAUUUAAAGAAGAGAUUGAUAAAUCCGCUGAACGUGAAUGUGGUCUAAACCGUACUGCUGAGGUGAAGUAUGGAACACUAAUGUCCCUCCAACGCCAGUUAGAAGAAGCUGAGAAGAAUCUCACCAAUCCCGGAGACACUAAUCAGUCACUGCUACAAGAAGAGGUAACCGAUCUUCACAUAGCAGAGAUAGUAAGCAAGUGGACGGGUAUCCCACUAUCAAACCUUCAACAAUCAGAGAAAGAAAAGCUAGUUUUCUUGGAAGAAGUGCUUCACAAGAGAGUUUUUGGUCAAGACAAGGCUGUCGAAUCGAUAGCAAAUGCUAUCCGCUGUUCAAAGGCUGGUCUUUCAGAUCCUAACCGUCCUAUUGCGAGUUUUAUGUUCAUGGGUCCAACAGGUGUUGGUAAAACCGAGCUUGCCAACGCUCUUGCUGGUUACCUUUUCAACACUGAAAACGCGAUAGUGAGGAUCGAUAUGAGUGAGUACAUGGAAAAAAACUCAGUCUCACGGCUCAUUGGUGCACCUCCCGGUUGUGCUGGUUUCGAAGAAGGUGGGCAGUUAACUGAAGCUAUUCGGAGGAGACCUUACUCGGUGGUUCUGUUUGAUGAGAUCGAGAAAGCUCACCCUGAUGUCUUCAAUAUCUUUCUACAGAUACUAGAUGACGGGAGGAUAACUGAUUCUCAAGGGAGGACCGUAAGUUUCAGAAACUGUUUUGUAAUAAUGACGUCUAAUAUAGGAUCACACCCUAUACUUGAGACUUCCCGCAACAAUAAAGAUAGCAAAGAAGCAGUUUAUGAGAUGAUGAAGCAACAAGCUGUGGAGUUAGCAAGACAAACUUUUAACCCAGAGUUCAUGAACAGGAUCGAUGAAUACAUUGUUUUCCAGCCGUUGGAUUUAACAGAAUUAUCCAAGAUCGUCGAGUUUCAGAUGAGACGAGUGAAGAAUUUGUUGGAACAAAAGAAAAUAAAACUUGAGUACACAAAAGAAGCGGUGGAUCUCCUUGCUCAGCUUGGGUUUGACCCAAACAAUGGGGCAAGGCCGGUGAAGAGAGUGAUUCAGGAGAUAGUGAAGAAGGAGAUAUCCUCAAAAAUUUUGAAGGGAGAGUUUACAGAGGAAGACACUAUUCUUCUAGAUGUUGACCAGCCAAACAACAAAUUGGUCAUCAAGAAGCUCGAGAGUAGUGCUCCUGUUGAAGAAUUGGCCGCCGCAUGAUCAUAAAAGCUCGAUUAUAUCUCUUUUCUAAUGAUGAUCAUGUCUUAACUAAGGAUUAAUUAUAUUUGCCGACAAAAGAAAAUGGGAACAUUUUUAAUCAAAUGUUUGAGCUGUGACUAAUGAGAUAAUUUGUGGGUUAAGUUGUAAGA
Molecule: messenger RNA, 2642 nt
Organism: Camelina sativa (false flax)
Lineage: Eukaryota; Viridiplantae; Streptophyta; Magnoliopsida; Brassicales; Brassicaceae
Source: RefSeq, a predicted model, not a curated record